Kwoniella botswanensis is the source of this 684-nucleotide messenger RNA. RefSeq lists its product as uncharacterized. Bases 1 to 684 code for a protein of 227 amino acids. NCBI's taxonomy places the organism in Eukaryota, Fungi, Basidiomycota, Tremellomycetes, Tremellales, Cryptococcaceae. Gene Ontology annotation, biological process: regulation of gene expression; maturation of 5.8S rRNA. The record is from RefSeq and is a predicted model, not a curated record. The transcript has 4 exons. Gene Ontology annotation, molecular function: RNA binding; DNA binding. Gene Ontology annotation, cellular component: exosome (RNase complex); nucleolus.
AUGUCAGAUUCCCCCGAAUCUGACCCUAAGCAAUCCCUCGCCUCUCUCAUAGCGUCCCUCUCGACCGUUGAAACUAGCUUAGAAUCCUUGUUAGACGAUCAGAAUCAAGCUGGACCAUCAAUGUGGUCGGACAAGUUGGAGAAGCUUUCAAUACUGGAUAGAGCCAAGAUGGAUGUGUUGGUUUCGUACACUGUAAACGACUUGAUAUGGAUAUAUCUGAAGUUGAAAGGUGUUGAUCCUGACAAACAUGAAGUGACGGCUGAACUUGAUCGCAUAAAGACUUAUUAUACCAAAAUCAAAUCUAUCGAAGAACCCGAAACUCGCCGUAACCGCAUAGAUUCCGAUGCCGCUCAUCGAUUCGUCAAAUCCUCCAUCCCCCGCUCACAGCAUCUCCCACCUACCUCUGCUGCUCAACUGGCACAUCAACAGGCGCAGAGUGCUAUUGCCGAACAAGAAGAGGAAGAGUCGCUGAGGAGGUUAGGCAAAGCUUCGAGAUUUAGGUUUAUAGAGAAAGAAGGGAAGGAGACGAUCAUCCCUGGACAAGAUGCAGAGGAAGAUAACGACAAUGAGGAUGAGGAUGAGGACGAGAACAUGGAAGAGGAGAGUGAAAGUAUAGAAGAGCAAGGGGGUUUGGAUGCCGAGGAGUUCUUGAAAGGCGUUGAGGAGGAGAUGAAAGGUCAGUAA